AUGUCCAAAAAACCGAAAACGAAAGAUUCUAAAGUCAAAAUUGCGAUAAUUACCGGCGCGAAUAGUGGGGUAGGUUAUGGAGUCGCACAAAGAUUAUUGGAUCAUUCAGUAAAAAAUCCUGAUGAACAAUUCAUGGUUGUUCUUGCCUGCCGAAAUCAAGCACGAGCAACUACUGCACGAAAUGAUUUAUUAAAAGAAUUCCCGGAAGGUUUAGUUGAAAUUGUACUUGUAGAUGUGGCUUCGAUUGAGUCCGUGUUUAAAUGUUGUAAAGAAAUUAAAGACAGAUAUAACCGAGUUGAUCUGCUUUUUUGCAAUGCUGGAAUACUGUCCAUUUCAUAUAUGGAUUGGAAGGUCCCCUUUAAACAACUUCUUUUUGAACCAGUUGCAUUGUUUUCAAAAACAGAUGUUAUAGUUCAACCUGUGGGGAAACUUACUUCGGAAGGUUUAGGUAAAACGUUUGCUUGUAAUUUCUUUGGGCAUUAUGUUAUGAUUCGAGAGCUCGAAGAUUUAUUAUCCCAAGCGAAAGAUCCUCGCAUUAUUUGGACAGGUUCUCAUACAUCCACUAAAGAAA
Messenger RNA from Funneliformis caledonium, 571 nucleotides. The record is from the annotation of a GenBank genome assembly. NCBI's taxonomy places the organism in Eukaryota, Fungi, Glomeromycota, Glomeromycetes, Glomerales, Glomeraceae.